AUGGACCAGCAGUGGUCCCCCUACGUCGACAAUCCGGCAUCGAACCGCCAGGCGCGGUAUGCUCCUCAGACCUUGGCGUCUCCGCGAGACCCAAGCGCUCCCUCGAUCAAACAAGAGGCCUAUGUCUCGCCCCCGGCCCCGUCGCGCUCAGCAACAAUGUCGCUCGCGUCUCCCGGAGCUGCCCAGGGACGCGAAUACAACGGCGACGGAGACGGUGACGUGCCCAUGGAGGACGCCGACCCCUACAAGCCCAAAUACGCCCAACGGGCAAACCACCAGCAGAGGAACUCUCAGCACUUCAUCGAGCAGGAGAAAUCUGCUGCCGCGCUCCGCUAUUCACCUAUGAACCUUUCCCCGACCUCCCCAUACGGCUCGACGCCCCAGCAGCCGCAAAGCGGCUACACUAGCUUUACUCCGCAAGCUGCGCAAGGCAAUCGCCAAUCGCCAACUCGGUCGAACCCCUAUAUGUCUCCGCCGCAAAGCUACUACUCCCCUCCAGCUUCUCGCCCUCACGCCCCCCAGCUUCCUCCCAUACAGUCCAACAUGUCCAACAUGAGCCCUGAAAGCUACUAUCCUCAAUCGCAAUCCGCAACCGCGCAACUGAACGCAGUGUAUAACAGGGACGCUAGGUCGCCGCGGUCUGCAAACCCAAACCCUCCACAAUUACCUCCCAUUAGUCGGGGAGCUGUGCCCAAGUUUUCCAAAUGCAGCAGUCUUGCCGAGCUGGAUCCCAAAGUCAAUACCCAGCCUCCUUUCCGGAGAGCAAAUCCCGAGGGCGGGUUUAUAAGUCCUCUGCAAGCUCUGACCACUCAUCUACCCUCGACUUACCGGAUAUGUAACCCCGGCUUCAAGUACGAGUCGUCACGAAAUCCUCGGCGAGUCCUUACGAAGCCUAGCAAAGGCGUCAAGAAUGAUGGAUAUGACAACGAAGAUAGUGAUUACAUUCUCUACGUCAACGAUAUUCUUGGCUCAGAAGAAUCCGGACACAAGAAUCGUUACCUGAUCUUGGACGUUCUCGGUCAAGGUACCUUCGGCCAGGUUGUCAAGUGUCAGAACCUCAAGACUCAAGAGGUGGUGGCUGUCAAGGUUGUCAAAAAUAGGACAGCAUACUUCAAUCAGAGCAUGAUGGAGGUCUCAGUUCUCGAUUUGUUGAACAAGCAAAUGGACAAGAACGACGACCACCACCUGUUGCGUCUGAAGGACACAUUUAUUCACAGACAGCAUCUUUGUCUAGUGUUUGAACUACUCAGCGUCAAUCUUUACGAGCUAAUCAAGCAGAACCAGUUCCGAGGACUGAGCACCACGUUAGUUCGCGUAUUCGCCCAGCAACUGAUUAACGGUUUGGCUUUGCUAGGCAAGGCGAAACUAAUACACUGCGAUCUCAAACCCGAGAACAUAUUGCUGAAGAAUCUUGAGUCCCCGAUAAUAAAGAUCAUCGAUUUUGGCUCCGCGUGCGACGAGAGGCAAACUGUCUAUACGUACAUCCAAUCGAGGUUCUACCGAUCACCGGAGGUUUUGCUUGGUCUGCCAUAUUCUGCUGCCAUAGAUAUGUGGUCGUUGGGCUGCAUCGUUGUCGAAUUGUUCCUUGGUCUACCUUUAUUCCCUGGUUCCUCAGAGUACAACCAAGUUUCCAGAAUUACAGAGAUGCUUGGACACCCGCCAACCUGGAUGUUGGAAAUGGGCAAGCAGUCGGGCGAGUUCUUCGAAAAGGCGCAUGACGAUUUCGGAAGACGAACAUACCGGCUGAAGACGAUGGAGCAGUAUUCGCGAGAGCACGGUUCCAAGGAACAACCGAGCAAGAAGUACUUCUCGGCUACGACGCUGCCAGACAUCAUCAAAAACUAUCCUAUGCCCAGGAAGAACAUGAAGCCGAACGAGAUCGAAAGAGAAAUGGCAAACCGGACAUCUUUCAUCGACUUCGCGCAAGGACUGCUCAACCUCAACCCACUGGAACGAUGGACUCCUAACCAGGCCAAACUGCAUCCGUUCAUCACUCAAGCCAAGUUCACCGGUCCUUUCGUACCGCCUAUGACGCUACGAACAGGCUCUAGUAGGUCGCCUGCGCCAGGCGUUCAAGAACAACAGCGUGCGGAAGCUUUAAGCAAACAGAGAGCCCAAGCAGCGGCUCAAGCCCAAGCUCAAGCAGUCGCUCAGAGUCAAGCGUAUGCCAACAUGCAGAUCAACCAGCAGUAUGGACAGCAAACGCCUCACGCGCAAGCUCCGAAUAUGUACAACAACAUAUACAGUCCGAGUCACCAACAGGCGCCACCGCCAUACCCUGCGCAAGCCACCUAUGGACAGCAAAUGGGUGUUAUGCCGCAAGGACAGGCUCAACGCUAUAACGCGCAACCAAACCUGUAUGCUCAGGCUACCACCAGAGCCGGCCGACAACGGGCUUCUACGAUGGACCAGCAGCAGAGCGGUAUCCCACCUGCCUUGCAACGUGUGAUUAGCCACCUGGAUCCAAACGCUCCUAUUCGCCUGCAGCCCAGCCCAGCCUAUUAUCCACCACCGCCCGAAGGCGCCCCGGAUUCCGCUGGCGGUGCGAGACGACGCGCAAGCCGAGCUGGAGGCUCUCAGAAUAGAAGCAACCGAGACUUCAUUCGAAAUCUGGAAGACCGCACCCUGGAGGAAGGUUUUAUGAAUCAGUCGCAUUGGUGA
This is a messenger RNA of Mytilinidion resinicola, 2661 nucleotides long. RefSeq names its product kinase-like protein. Gene Ontology annotation, molecular function: ATP binding; protein serine/threonine kinase activity; protein tyrosine kinase activity. Gene Ontology annotation, cellular component: nucleus; cytoplasm. Bases 1 to 2661 code for a protein of 886 amino acids. The transcript is spliced from 8 exons. The record is from RefSeq and is a predicted model, not a curated record. Gene Ontology annotation, biological process: peptidyl-serine phosphorylation; peptidyl-threonine phosphorylation. Lineage: Eukaryota; Fungi; Ascomycota; Dothideomycetes; Mytilinidiales; Mytilinidiaceae.